Messenger RNA from Auanema sp. JU1783, 498 nucleotides. The record is from the annotation of a GenBank genome assembly. NCBI's taxonomy places the organism in Eukaryota, Metazoa, Nematoda, Chromadorea, Rhabditida, Rhabditidae.
AUGAAUAACUACGUUGUUAAGAAUAACGAUGUGUCGUUGAAAGUAGAGAUCACCAACAUCAGGUGGAAAGGGAUUCAUAAAUUCCAAGUGAAAAACUUCGAUAGUACAGAUGCAGACGAAGAUUUGGUUUUGAAUGUCGAUGGUGAGAAGCUUCACUGCCACAGUCAGAUUCUAUCUCAAAACUCGACGAUUUUCAGAGAUAUGAUCAAAGGAAGCCAAGGGUCUUGUGAAAUCUCUUUGAAGGAUUCAAUUCCAGUCGAGGAUCUUCGAGAACUUCUUCAUUACCUCUACCUACCUUGUGAGCCAGUAGAUGAUCAUAACUUGCGACAGUUGCUUCAUUGGGGACGGAAAUAUACAGCCCUGGAAAUACCAAUAGAAAUCUUCCUUCUGUUUUGGAGAUACAUUAGACACUCGAAGAAUUAUUGGGUCAGGGAAACAAUCCAACGAAGACAAAACACAUCCCCUCCUGAAUUGAGAAAUGACACAGUUCUCCUGUAG